AUGACAGCUAGUGCCUUUGAAAUAGUUUUUGCAGUUCCAAUGGAAUGUAAGGCUUGCGUUGAAUCAAUUACCAACGCCUUGAAGCCCUUAGACGGUGUUGACAAAUUUGACAUCAAUUUGAAAUCCAAUUUAGUAAUCACAGAAGGCUCACUACCACCUAGUGAAAUCGUUAAAGCAAUUCAAGCUACAGGAAGAGAUGCAAUCAUUCGUGGUACUGGAAAGCCUGACUCAGCUGCCGUCUGUAUUUUAGAAUCGUUUGACCCAAAGGACCGCUUGAAACCGGUGAAAGGGUUAGCAAGAAUAGUGCAAGUGUCUCCUCAAAAUGUAUUUGUUGACCUUACAGUUAAUGGUUUACCCAAAGGUGUAUACUAUCCUUCGAUAAGAGCUUCGGGAAAUUUAUCUGAAGGUGCUCUAUCAACAGGUAAGUUGUUCUAUGCCUUAGAUCCUAUCAAUGUCAACCAACCUUCAAAUGCUAGUACAACUAUAAACUCCCUUGGUGCAAGCACGACUGAAGAUUCGGAGGAAUUAUAUGCUGGUCAAUCAUUCUUAUACGCGAAAUUAACACCUAGCCAACUCAUUGGAAGAAGUAUAGUUUUGUCGACAUUGCAAAACGAGGUGACGAAAGAUUCCCUUGUUGGUGUCAUUGCCAGAUCUGCUGGUGCUUGGGAGAAUGACAAACAAGUUUGUAGUUGCAGUGGUAAAACUAUAUGGCAAGAGAGAACUGAUGCAAAAGCCCAUGGAGUUGCAGUUUAG
Messenger RNA from Lodderomyces orthopsilosis Co 90-125, 753 nucleotides. It is a transcript of the gene CCS1, whose product is annotated as copper chaperone. The record is from RefSeq and is a predicted model, not a curated record. The coding region runs from base 1 to 753 and encodes 250 amino acids. Lineage: Eukaryota; Fungi; Ascomycota; Pichiomycetes; Serinales; Debaryomycetaceae. Gene Ontology annotation, molecular function: copper ion binding; superoxide dismutase copper chaperone activity. The transcript has a single exon. Gene Ontology annotation, biological process: removal of superoxide radicals. Gene Ontology annotation, cellular component: cytoplasm.